AUGAGUAGCAGUGGUGCUGGCACCGCUGCCACCGCUGGUACCGCCACUACCACAGAGAGUGUGGCUUCUUCGUCCUUUUGGCGUACCAACAGUCGCUCGAUUCCGGGCCGGCCUACGACCGUCGCGAAUCGGCUCGGCGGUGGACGUCCGAUCGGUUCCGGUUCAAGUUCUUCGUUCCAGGACUACCAAGAGUCGGUGAGCGACGCCUGGGAUCUGGGAGAUGACGAGUUUUGUAUCAUUUCCGGUGUGGUCGAUACACGCAUAUCGAAACGAGCUUCUCAAACGGCCGCCCUGAAUGUGAUAAAAACUCACAAAAGCGGCAAAACGUCGCAAACGACAGUAUUGGCACAGGAAAUGCGUGAAAUGCCAAAGGGCAGUGUUCUGACAAAAGACAGAACAGAAUCACUGGAACAGACGGAGGGCGGAGACCGAACAGCCUUGGAGGGCACUGCAUCCGAUCAAGUCGGGCUUCGAAUAGAGAGUUUAGACAUUCAUUCUACGCGGGUGCUGUCGGCCAGUCCGGGCAGCCCUACCGAAGGGUUGGUAUACGCAAACGAUAAUCGCUUACGGCAAAGAUUUCACGCAUAUCCCGGCCGUCCACAACUGCUGAAACUCUCCUCCAACGUAGCGGCCAAGGACGUUGAGUGUGAAUCGAAAUAUGAAAAGUUUAGCAACAUACUUGAGGCACCACUCCUGAAUCUACUUGCCUUGAAGGAACUCAGUUGGUCCGGCGUACCACGCAAGAUGCGGGCAGUCACUUGGCGCCUUCUGUCCGGCUACCUUCCGACCAGCCUUGAACGGCGCCAGACGGUGUUGGAGCGAAAGCGCGUCGACUAUAGGAAGCUCGUCCAGCAAUACUUCGAUGCGGAGCGGCGUGACGAAAGCCAACAGGACACGUUCCGGCAGAUCCACAUCGAUGUGCCGCGCAUGAACCCCCAUGUGUCCCUCUUUCAGCAGCAGCUCGUGCAGGAGAUGUUCGAACGUAUUCUCUUCAUCUGGGCCAUUCGGCAUCCGGCGUCUGGCUACGUGCAGGGCAUUAACGAUCUCGUGACACCGUUCUUCAUUGUCUUCCUGCAGGAAGCCGUCGGACCGGAUAAAGAGCUAGAACAGUGCCAACUUGAAUCGCUCAGCAUCGAGCAGCGUGACAUCAUCGAGGCGGACUCUUUCUGGUGUUUGUCCAAAUUUCUCGACUGCAUCCAGGAUAACUACAUCUUUGCCCAGCUCGGCAUUCAGGCGAAGGUGAACCAGUUGAAGGAACUUAUCCAGCGGAUUGACGGGACUCUUCAUCGACACCUGCAAACGCAUGGUGUGGACUACCUGCAGUUUUCCUUCCGGUGGAUGAAUAAUUUACUGACACGCGAACUACCACUUUAUUGCACUAUCCGCCUCUGGGACACGUACCUGGCCGAGUCGGACGGCUUCGCCGUGUUUCAGCUGUACGUUUGUGCCGCUUUUCUGCUGCACUGGCGUGAUCAGCUGCUGCAAGAGAAGGACUUUCAGGGACUAAUGCUACUGCUGCAGAAUCUACCGACUCAUAACUGGAUGGACUCGCAUAUCGGUGUGCUGGUUGCGGAAGCGUUUCGACUCAAGUUUACGUACGCUGACGCUCCGAAGCAUCUGGAGGGUAAAAGUUGACCCGGAAUGGCACCGGACGCUGGGUAUCAUAAUUACUGUAGGAACUAUCUAUAUAAGAUCAUCUAGGAGCGCGCGUCUGUUUGACGGUUCCAGAAGUUUGCGGACUCUCAAGGGAGAGCGGAGAACAGGGCAACGAAGAGAAGCAAUCGGCAAACAACGUUUCUUGUAGAACAAGCGACAAACGAGGGAACAAAGCUGCGAGCGAAGAAGGGAAGCAGAAAGGAGUAAUAGAAGGUAUAUGAAAGUUUUGCCUUUGCCUUUCCCCCCCAGCACCGUUGUUCCAGUAGCAGACUGGUGAAAACGGUCGCUUUUUUUGCGAAGGAGGAAGUAUUAAUAACGUUUGAUUUUCGUGGGUUUUUGUUCCGGUGUUAGGUUUCAAAAACUUUGAUAGAAAACAUGAUGAAUUUUUAUACACAGAAAAUGAACCGAUUUACAGUCGACCGCUGCACCACAUGAGCAGCAAUACAUGCGCCAUAGCUUUUGGUGGGGUCCGCCGAAACAAUUAUGGGGCUUCCGCGUUGGAAUCCACAGUAGAACAUGUAAAUGUAACGAAGGCAACGACGUGCUGAGUGAAAAUGAUGCAAAUAGCUUUGAGGUCCGCGACAACUGCAAUUUCCGUGCGGAACAUAUUUGACGACGGAACAGAACGAUGUCUAAUAUUAACGGAUGAUCAUGAAGAAGCAAGGAAAAUCA
Messenger RNA from Anopheles cruzii, 2328 nucleotides. It is a transcript of the gene Tbc1d22, whose product is annotated as TBC1 domain family member 22B. Gene Ontology annotation, molecular function: GTPase activator activity. NCBI's taxonomy places the organism in Eukaryota, Metazoa, Arthropoda, Insecta, Diptera, Culicidae. The coding region runs from base 1 to 1635 and encodes 544 amino acids. The record is from RefSeq and is a predicted model, not a curated record. Gene Ontology annotation, biological process: activation of GTPase activity. The transcript has 5 exons.